GAGUCGAAGGACUAGAAUGAGAUCACUGAACUCAUUUCACUUGUUGCUUACGGUACAGUCCAGCAUGAGCUGGAAAUGUAGGAACCUCAGCCUCCCGAGCAGAAAGAUAACGAAGCUGAGAAGACAGUAAAAGAAAUUCGGGGCAAGGUGCCAGACGCCCAGACGGAAGGAGAAUGUGGACCAAAAGAUUGCGACAAUCGGUUCCUUGACCGUCAUUCUGUGGCCUGCCCCUUCUCUUUAUAUGCAGCCGCUCUCUGCUCCCUGCCCCAAUGAACAUCUGCACUAGGCCCAAGCCUUGGAGUGAUUUACCUGAAGAGUGACACCAUUUAUUUGAAAACUACUAUGAGGAAACUGAAGCCCAGAGAGGUGAAGUGAGGUGCCCAAGGCCACACAGCAAGUUAGAGGCACAGCUAGUACCAUAGCUCAAGUCUCCAGACUCCCAGUCCAGUGCUCCUCCCAUUACUCCACGGGUCCUGUCUCUAAGCUUCCUGACAAAUGCUAGAACGGAAGAAACCCAAGACAGCUGAAAACCAGAAGGCAUCUGAGGAGAAUGAGAUUACUCAGCCGGGUGGAUCCAGCGCCAAGCCGGGCCUUCCCUGCCUGAACUUUGAAGCUGUUUUGUCCCCAGGCCCAGCCCUCAUCCACUCAACACAUUCACUGACAAACUCUCACGCUCACACCGGGUCAUCUGAUUGUGACAUCAGUUGCAAGGGGAUGACCGAGCGCAUUCACAGCAUCAACCUUCACAACUUCAGCAAUUCCGUGCUCGAGACCCUCAACGAGCAGCGCAACCGUGGCCACUUCUGUGACGUGACGGUGCGCAUCCACGGGAGCAUGCUGCGCGCACACCGCUGCGUGCUGGCAGCCGGCAGCCCCUUCUUCCAGGACAAGCUGCUGCUGGGCUACAGCGACAUUGAGAUCCCGUCCGUGGUGUCGGUGCAGUCGGUGCAAAAGCUCAUUGACUUCAUGUACAGUGGCGUGCUGCGCGUCUCGCAGUCGGAAGCCCUGCAGAUCCUGACGGCCGCCAGCAUCCUGCAGAUCAAAACGGUCAUCGAUGAGUGCACGCGCAUCGUGUCGCAGAACGUGGGCGAUGUGUUCCCGGGGAUUCAGGACUCGGGCCAGGACACGCCACGGGGCACUCCCGAGUCGGGCACCUCGGGCCAGAGCAGCGACACCGAGUCAGGCUACCUGCAGAGCCACCCGCAGCACAGCGUGGACAGGAUCUACUCGGCGCUCUAUGCCUGCUCCAUGCAGAAUGGCAGCGGCGAGCGCUCCUUCUACAGCGGUGCGGUGGUCAGCCACCACGAGACGGCACUCGGCCUGCCCCGCGACCACCAUAUGGAAGACCCCAGCUGGAUCACGCGCAUCCACGAGCGCUCGCAGCAGAUGGAGCGCUACCUGUCCACCACCCCCGAGACCACGCACUGCCGCAAACAGCCCCGGCCGGUGCGCAUCCAGACCCUGGUGGGCAACAUCCACAUCAAGCAGGAGAUGGAGGACGACUACGACUACUACGGGCAGCAAAGGGUGCAGAUCCUGGAGCGCAACGAGUCCGAGGAGUGUACGGAAGACACCGACCAGGCCGAGGGCACCGAGAGUGAACCCAAGGGCGAAAGCUUCGACUCGGGCGUCAGCUCCUCCAUAGGCACCGAACCCGACUCCGUGGAGCAGCAGUUCGGGCCUGGGACGGCGCGGGACGGCCAGGCCGAAUCUGCCCAACCUGAGCAGGCUGCGGAAGCCCCGGCUGAGGGCGCCCCGCAGCCGCACCAGCUAGAGACCGGUGCCUCCUCCCCGGAAAGAAGCAACGAGGUGGAGCUGGACAGCACGGUGAUCGCCGUAAGCAACAGCUCCGACAAGAGCGCCCUGCAGCAGCCUGCGGUCAGCACGUCCAUCGGGCAGCCACUGCCAAGUACCCAGCUCUACUUACGCCAGACGGAAACCCUCACCAGCAACUUGAGGAUGCCUCUGACCUUAACCAGCAACACACAGGUCAUUGGCACAGCCGGCAACACCUACCUGCCGGCCCUCUUCACCACCCAGCCCGCGGGCAGCGGCCCCAAGCCUUUCCUCUUCAGCCUGCCACAGCCCUUGGCAGGCCAGCAGACCCAGUUUGUGACAGUGUCCCAGCCCGGCCUGUCAACCUUUACUGCACAGCUGCCAGCGCCACAGCCCCUGGCCCCAUCCGCCGGCCACAGCACAGCCAGUGGGCAGGGCGAAAAAAAGCCUUAUGAGUGCACUCUCUGCAACAAGACUUUCACCGCCAAACAGAACUACGUCAAGCACAUGUUCGUACACACAGGUGAGAAGCCCCACCAAUGCAGCAUCUGUUGGCGCUCCUUCUCCUUAAAGGAUUACCUUAUCAAGCACAUGGUGACACACACGGGAGUGAGGGCGUACCAGUGUAGUAUCUGCAACAAGCGCUUCACCCAGAAGAGUUCCCUCAAUGUGCACAUGCGCCUCCACCGGGGCGAGAAGUCCUAUGAGUGCUACAUCUGCAAAAAGAAGUUCUCCCACAAGACCCUCCUGGAGCGACACGUGGCCCUGCACAGUGCCAGCAACGGGACCCCUCCCGCAGGCACACCCCCAGGGGCCCGAGCUGGCCCCCCAGGGGUGGUGGCCUGCACGGAGGGGACCACCUACGUCUGCUCCGUCUGUCCAGCAAAGUUUGACCAAAUCGAGCAGUUCAACGACCACAUGAGGAUGCAUGUGUCUGACGGAUAAGUAGUAUCUUUCUCUCUUUCUUAUGAACAAAACAAAACAACAAAAAAGAAAUGAACGAAAAAAAGCUAUGGCACUAGAAUUUAAGAAAUGUUUUGGUUUCGUUUUUACUUUCUGUUUUUGUUUUUGUUUCGUUUCAUUUUGUACUACAUGAAGAACUGUUUUUGCCUGCUGGUACAUUACAUUUCGGAGGCUCAGGGGAAUAAUAGUUCUCCCAGUCUCCCUCGGAUGGUGGCCUUAAGGCCUGGUAGUGCUUCAGGAGGUCCACUGGUUGGAUCUCUAGCUACUGGCCUCUAAAUACAACCCUUCUUUACAAAAAAAUCUUUAAAAAAAAAAAAAAGUAAAA
Mesoplodon densirostris (Blainville's beaked whale) is the source of this 3064-nucleotide messenger RNA. RefSeq names its product zinc finger and BTB domain containing 20 (gene ZBTB20). The transcript is spliced from 8 exons. The record is from RefSeq and is a predicted model, not a curated record. Gene Ontology annotation, molecular function: protein binding; DNA-binding transcription factor activity, RNA polymerase II-specific; RNA polymerase II cis-regulatory region sequence-specific DNA binding. Gene Ontology annotation, biological process: regulation of transcription by RNA polymerase II. The coding region runs from base 496 to 2721 and encodes 741 amino acids. NCBI's taxonomy places the organism in Eukaryota, Metazoa, Chordata, Mammalia, Artiodactyla, Ziphiidae.